Mastomys coucha (southern multimammate mouse) is the source of this 1179-nucleotide messenger RNA. It is a transcript of the gene Mogat1, whose product is annotated as monoacylglycerol O-acyltransferase 1. The record is from RefSeq and is a predicted model, not a curated record. Gene Ontology annotation, cellular component: endoplasmic reticulum membrane. NCBI's taxonomy places the organism in Eukaryota, Metazoa, Chordata, Mammalia, Rodentia, Muridae. The transcript has 6 exons. Bases 95 to 1102 code for a protein of 335 amino acids. Gene Ontology annotation, molecular function: diacylglycerol O-acyltransferase activity. Gene Ontology annotation, biological process: triglyceride biosynthetic process; diacylglycerol biosynthetic process.
GGCGAAUUAGUUCCUUUCCCGCCCACUGGAGCCGCCGCCUCCUGGUCGGUACCCGAACGACAGAUCCUGCAGAAGGAGUCCUCCGGGUGGAACCAUGAAGGUCAAGUUCGCGCCGCUCAACAUCCCGUUGGCACAGCGCCUGCAGACCGCUGCGGUGCUGCAUUGGGUCCUGUCCUGGCUCCUGCUCGUGGAGGUAUCCAUUGGGAUCAUGGUGAUGCUGGUCCUAUACAACUAUUGGUUCCUUUACCUCCCGUAUCUGGCCUGGUUUUGCUACGACUGGCGAACCCCAGAGCAAGGAGGCAGGAGAUGUAACUGGAUCCAAAGCUGGACUGUUUGGAGGUAUUUUAAGGACUACUUUCCAAUACAUCUCGUCAAAACCCAGGAUCUGGAUCCAGGUCACAAUUAUAUAUUUGGGUUUCACCCUCAUGGAAUACUCGUGGCUGGAGGCUUUGUAAAUUUUUGUACAAAUUAUUCAGACUUCAAGAAGCUAUUUCCUGGCUUUACAUCAUAUUUCCACGUGGCCAAACUCUGGUUCUGCUUCCCAUUGGUGCGAGAAUAUCUGAUGAGUAACGGGCCAGUUUCAGUGACUAAGGAGAGUGUGUCUCAUGUGUUGAGCAAGGAAGGAGGUGGGAACAUUUCAGUCAUUGUCCUCGGGGGUGCCAAGGAGGCAUUGGAGGCCCACCCAGGAAGAUUUACCCUGUGCAUCCUCCAGCGCAAAGGAUUCGUUAAGAUUGCCUUGACCCAUGGUGCCAGUUUGGUUCCAGUGUUUUCUUUUGGUGAAAAUGAUAUAUAUAAGCAAAUUAACAACCCCAAAGGCUCCUGGCUUCGAACUCUACAAGACACAUUCCGCAAUGUAACGGGAGUAGCCUUGCCACUGAUCUAUGCCAGAGGAAUUUUCCAGUACAACUUUGGCCUAAUACCCUAUCGGAAACUGAUCUGCACUGUUGUUGGCCGCCCCAUCCCCGUUCGGCAGACUCUGAACCCGACCUCAGAGCAGAUUGAGGAGCUGCAUCAGACAUACCUGGAUGAGCUAGGGAAACUAUUCAAUGAACACAAAGGGAAAUACGGUAUUCCGGAGCAUGAAACUCUGGUUUUUGAAUAACUGUCUUCCUCGAAGGCAUAAUAAAGAAAGACAAGAAAGCAUUGUUGAGAAAAUAAAUAUUUUAAAUAAUUUCUCUG